Molecule: messenger RNA, 2953 nt
Organism: Emys orbicularis (European pond turtle)
Lineage: Eukaryota; Metazoa; Chordata; Testudines; Emydidae
Gene: PPP4R1
Product: protein phosphatase 4 regulatory subunit 1
Exons: 20
Coding region: 54-2906 (950 amino acids)
Biological process (GO): protein dephosphorylation
Molecular function (GO): protein binding; protein phosphatase regulator activity
Source: RefSeq, a predicted model, not a curated record
UCCUGUCGCGGCGGCGGCUUCCAUGUAGCACCGGGCGGGGGGCCUACGGCAAGAUGGCGGAUCUGUCGCUGCUCCAGGAGGACCUGCCGGAGGAGAUCGACGCGUUUGGUGUGGAUGACUACAGCUCAGAGUCUGAUGUGAUUAUUCUACCUUCAGCCCUGGACUUUGUCUCACAAGAUGAAAUGUUGACGCCUUUGGGAAGACUGGACAAGUACGCUGCAAGUGAGAACAUAUUUAACAGGCAAAUGGUGGCUCGAAGUUUGCUGGACACUUUGAAGGAAGUCAGCGAUGAUGAGAGAGAUUGUAUUGCUGUGCUGGAGAGAAUCAGCAGAUUAGCUGAUGAUUCAGAGCCAACUGUGCGAGCAGAACUGAUGGAACAGGUGCCUCAUAUCGCUGUAUUUUGUCAAGAAAACAGGCCUUCAAUACCAUAUGCUUUUUCCAAAUACUUAUUGCCUAUUGUGGUGAGAUACCUCGCAGACCAGAAUAACCAGGUGAGAAAAACAAGUCAGGCAGCAUUGCUAGUUCUGUUGGAGCAAGAACUUAUUGAGAGAUAUGAUGUAGAGACCAAAGUAUGCCCUGUUCUUAUAGAACUGACUGCGCCAGACAGCAAUGAUGAUGUGAAGACAGAGGCUGUGGCUAUAAUGUGCAAAAUGGCCUCCAUGGUGGGGAAAGACAUCACAGAGAGACUCAUUCUUCCUAGGUUUUGUGAGAUGUGCUGUGAUUGCAGAAUGUUUCACGUUCGUAAGGUAUGUGCAGCCAAUUUUGGAGAUAUCUGCAGUGUGGUUGGGCAGCAAGCCACUGAAGAAAUGCUUCUACCAAGGUUUUUUCAGCUCUGUUCUGAUAAUGUUUGGGGAGUUCGGAAGGCUUGUGCUGAAUGCUUCAUGGCAGUUUCAUGCGCAACAUCCCAGGAGGUCCGGCGGACAAAACUGUCAACGCUUUUUAUCAGUCUGAUCAGUGACCCUUCACGAUGGGUCCGCCAAGCUGCCUUUCAGUCCCUGGGGCCUUUCAUAUCAACUUUUGCUAACCCAUCCAGCAGUGGUCAUUUUUUUAAAGAAGAAGAAAGUAAGAACACAGAGGAUCAUAGAUCUGCAGAGGAAGAUAGGGAUACAGAAGAUGUCACAACAGAGGAUGUACAUAGCAGGACAGAGAAGCCACCUUCAGAUGCUGAUUUUAGUGAUUUUACAAUAAAACUUGAAAACACCAUGGAAGACCAUAACCCUGUGCCAAGUAAUUCUCAGAGUGAAACUGAUUAUCAGACUGAGACAUUCUUACGUUGCGCUUUGUCUUCAGAAUCUUGUGGGGAAAUAGCUGAUGAGAAUGAGCAAAGUUCUAGCUUCUGUAGUAUAGCAACGCUGCAGGAAUCUGGGUUGAGGUCCCAGGAAAACUCCCUCUCAGAACAGGAAUUGUACAACUCUUUCCAUUUUUGGAGGACUCCGCUUCCUAAAAUAGAUAUUGAUUUAGAGCUUCAGCAAACUGAUCAGAUAAUGCCCGACCCAGAAAUUCGGGAAGGAACGAAAGACAUGACUGUGCCAGUUUCUUCAAACAUUACUAUGGCCACAAGAAAGGAGCUGGAAGAAAUGAUAGAAAAUCUGGAGCCUCAUAUUGAUGAUCCAGAUGUUAAAGCACAAGUGGAGGUGUUGUCUGCUGCACUUCGAGCCUCCAGUUUGGACCCUCAGGAAGAGACAAUGGCAGGUGUUGGCAAGGGAAUGGACUCUCAAAAUGAACUGAGCAUCAAAGACCAACUAAAUUAUAAACUAAUUCAGGAUGAUCCUGUGCCUUUAAUUAGCGACGCUGUUGAGAACAUAGAUUCCACUCUCCGCUAUAUUCAUAAUGAUUCAGACUUGAGCACCAAUAGCAGUUUCAGCCCUGAAGAGGAAAGAAAGUCCAAAGUACAGGAUGUUGUACCUCAAGCCUUGUUGGAUCAAUAUUUAUCCAUGACUGAUCCUUCUCGUGCACAAACGGUUGAUACUGAGAUUGCUAAACAUUGUGCGUAUAGCCUGCCAGGUGUGGCACUUACGUUAGGUAGACAGAACUGGCACUGUCUGAAAGACACCUAUGAGACACUAGCAUCUGAUAUGCAGUGGAAAGUUCGAAGGACAUUAGCAUUCUCUAUACAUGAGCUUGCAGUUAUCCUGGGAGACCAACUCACAGCUGGAGACUUGGUUCCAGUCUUCAAUGGAUUUUUAAAGGACCUAGACGAAGUCAGGAUAGGUGUCCUUAAACACUUGCAUGAUUUUCUAAAGCUUCUUCAUCUUGACAAAAGACGAGAAUAUCUUUAUCAGCUCCAGGAAUUCUUAGUGACCGAUAACAGCAGGAAUUGGCGUUUUCGAUAUGAGCUGGCAGAGCAGCUCAUCUUGCUUCUAGAUCUAUACAGUGCCAGAGAUGUUUAUGACUAUUUGCGCCCUAUUGCCCUCAGCCUCUGUGCAGAUAAGGUUUCCUCUGUUCGAUGGAUUUCCUACAAGCUGGUUAGUGAAAUGGUAAAGAAGCUGCAUAUGGCUUCAACAUCAACUUUUGUGGUAGACCUCAUGAACGAACUCGUUGAAAAAUUCUGUAGAUGCCCGAAGUGGUCCGGUCGGCAAACGUUUGUCUUUAUCUGCCAGACUGUCAUUGAAGAUGACUGCCUCCCAAUGGACCAAUUUGCUGUGCAGCUACUGCCUCAUUUACUACACUUGGCAUCCGAUAGGGUUCCAAAUGUUAGAGUACUACUUGCAAAAACUUUAAGGCAAACCCUUUUAGAGAAAGAAUAUUUUCUGAAUUCUGCCAAUUCUCAUCAAGAAGUUGUGGAACAGACAAUUAUGGCCCUUCAAAUGGAUGAUGACAGUGAUGUCAAAUAUUUUGCAAGCAUACACCCUGCCAGUACCAAAAUUGCAGAUGAUGCCAUGAGCACUGCUUCAUCGACUUAUUAAAAGAAGUUCCUGAAUGUUACUAUAAUUGUAAUAAAAAACAAACAAAA